AUGCAAAACAGCCAUCAAGCAGAACAACGAAUCCGCACACUGUACCGAUGGCUGAAUCCACAACAGACAGCACAGUUUUUCUCUUCGGGAUCUGCAACAAGUGUUGGCUCUGAAAAAGAAACCUCUUCAAAAGAAACAAAAUUAUUUCCAAGCAAGGAAGAAAUUCUGAAACGAGCCAAAUUGAUCGAAGAGAACAGAUUAGAUGAUGAAGAGCUGUAUAAAUUUAGCUGUCAAUUUGGACCUGUGAGUAAAAUUAACAAGAGAUCAAAAACUUGA
Molecule: messenger RNA, 276 nt
Organism: Naegleria fowleri
Lineage: Eukaryota; Heterolobosea; Eutetramitea; Acrasida; Naegleriidae
Exons: 1
Coding region: 1-276 (91 amino acids)
Source: RefSeq, a predicted model, not a curated record